Messenger RNA from Dentiscutata erythropus, 1527 nucleotides. The record is from the annotation of a GenBank genome assembly. NCBI's taxonomy places the organism in Eukaryota, Fungi, Glomeromycota, Glomeromycetes, Diversisporales, Gigasporaceae.
AUGAAUUCUGAAAUAAAUAUAGUAAGUGGCGAAAAGCGCAGCUAUGAAGAAUCUGAAUUCGAAUCCAAAAGGCCUCGUCUUGAUAACCAAUCAACAGCCGAUUCGAGUUCAAGCUCCUUAUAUUUAGAUACUAUAAAUCGUCAUAUGUUGGACUUUGAUUUCGAAAAAGUCUGUUCUGUCUCUUUAUCAAAUCUAAAUGUAUAUGCUUGUUUAGUAUGCGGUAAAUAUUUCCAAGGGCGCGGGCGUAAUUCGCACGCUUAUUUCCAUAGUCUGCACGAGGACCAUCAUGUUUUUAUCAAUUUGCACACAUUACAAGUGUAUGUUUUGCCUGAUGGAUAUGAGGUCAAAGAUUCUUCCUUGAAUGAUAUAAAGUAUGUACUUCAUCCAACGUUCACCAAAGAACAAGUUGCUCUGCUAGACCAGAAUACAAAACAUUCAUAUGAUUUAAAUAAUAAGAAAUAUUUGCCAGGCUUUGUGGGCCUUAAUAAUGUAAAAGCCAAUGAUUAUGUUAAUGUAGUAAUACAAGCAUUGGCGCAUAUUCCUCCGCUUAGAGAUUAUUUCAUAUUGCAAAAUUUUGAAAAUAGUUCCCAGUUGGUACAACGAUUUAGUAUUCUUGUUCGCAAAAUUUGGAACCCCCAGGCAUUUAAGGGCCAAGUUAGUCCUCACGAACUACUUCAAGAAAUUUCAAAUGCCAGUAAUAAAAGAUUCAAACUUGCUGAACAAAGUGAUCCAAUUGAUUUUCUGUGUUGGUUUUUGAAUUCCCUGCAUAAAGAUUUAGGUGGCACAAAGAAACAAAACAGUAGUAUGUGUGACAUAAGUCUGGUUUAUAAGGAUUUAAUGGGUGAAGUCAAGGUAGAAUCACAGAUGAUUAUUGCGAAACCGGAUGUAGAUAUCGAUGAAAAAGAUCGAUCGUUUGAUGAUGAUAGAGGUUGUAUAUCAUAUUACACUCACUGUUUAAUUAGAAGCAAUUUCUUAACUAUUCAACUCGAUAAUUUAGAGAUUGUAACAAAAAGGUCACCAUUUCUCUUAUUAAAUUUGGACUUACCUCCUCCUCCAUUGUUUCAAGAUGAGGUUGAAAAGAACAUUAUUCCACAAGUUGCUUUGACAAUGAUACUAUCGAAGUACGAGGGUCGCGCACCUCAGGAAUCAGCUGGUACUUUAAAAAAGUCACAAUUGGUACGCCUACCCAAUUACAUCAUAUUUCAUAUCAAACGCUUCACAAAAAAUAAUUGGGCCGCAGAGAAAAAUCCAACAAUCGUCAAUUUUCCUAUUAAAAAUCUUGAUAUGGGAGAAUACUUAGAAAGCUCUAAUGCUGAAAAACUUGGCACUCAUUAUGACCUAAUCGCCAAUAUUUGUCAUGAAGGUAAGCCGGGCAAAGGUAAUGGUAUUUAUAAGGUGCAUGUUCAACAUCGUGGCAAAGAUCAAUGGUACCAGAUUCAAGACUUAAUCGUUGAAGAAAUUAAUGCACAAAUGAUCUUUCUAUCCGAAAGUUAUAUCCAGGCAACGUUUUUUAAUUUAGAAAUCUAA